This is a messenger RNA of Danio aesculapii, 3917 nucleotides long. It is a transcript of the gene ano1a, whose product is annotated as anoctamin 1, calcium activated chloride channel a. Lineage: Eukaryota; Metazoa; Chordata; Actinopteri; Cypriniformes; Danionidae. The record is from RefSeq and is a predicted model, not a curated record. Bases 284 to 3070 code for a protein of 928 amino acids. Gene Ontology annotation, molecular function: protein dimerization activity; chloride channel activity. Gene Ontology annotation, cellular component: plasma membrane. The transcript has 26 exons. Gene Ontology annotation, biological process: chloride transmembrane transport.
AUCAGUGGUGUGCACGCGGUAUUCACACAACGCGCAUAUAAGUUGCGUUUGCGGCGAAUCUGUACUCAAACCAUGGUCAUUUUUUGCUAAGGCGUCGCUGUUUGCGAGUUACGAGACGGAAAGAUAUUUACAUGUUCCUGAGUGGUUGAAAGGUAAACAAGAGUGCUGGAGCAGGUGAGCUGGAGACAGGAGCUGAAGAGCUGGAGUGAUUUCUUUUCCGAGCACAAGUGAGAAACUCUUGGGUUUCAACAGCACUGAGGAGCAGCCGUCAGGACAGGAGAGCAUGUGGCGAAAUGAAAAGUAUGAAUCUGUCCCGUUGGAUGUGAAGGGGAUUGAUGAAGACAAUUCUAAAGGCACAAGGGAUUCUUUAUAUCCCAAGACUACUCUCCUGAAAAGUCAGCAGGCAGAUGAGAAACCAAAGGACCCAAAGCUUUGGCCGUACUUCAAAGAUGGCCACAGACGGAUAGAUUAUGUGCUCACCUACCAUGUCCAGAAGCCCCAGAGCACCGGCAAACAGUCAUCCAAGUCCUGCCUGGGGGGUUGUUUGUGCUGCAAAAAACGAGGCCAGACAAACCCACCGGUUCCGGACCCUGAACUGGCAUCCCAGGAGCAGAGGCUGGAUUAUCAUGACGACGACCAGCGGCUACGCAGAGAGGAGUUUGAGGAGAACCUGCGUGAAAUGGGCCUUGAGAUGGAGAAAGAGGAAGGGAAUAAAAUUCCUGGUGUGGGGUUCUUGAAGAUUCAUGCACCUUGGGAAGUUCUUUGUCGAGAAGCAGAGUUUAUGAAACUAAAAAUGCCAACAAUAAAGAAAUAUGAAGUAAGCCAUGGAAACAGCAUUGUGGAGAAGGUCAACAGGUUUAUGCAGAAAUUCACAGCACCUUUGCAACCCAAAGUUGGAGACCGUCAGAUUGAACACGAGAAACACCUCUCGUACCCAUUCUCACGAGAAAAGCAGCAUCUCUUUGAUUUAUCAGACAGGAAUUCCUUCUUCGACAGCAAAACCAGGAGCUCAAUCGUGUAUGAGAUUUUAAAACGAACAAAAUGCACACGGGCAAAGUAUAUCAUGGGAAUCAUCAGUCUACUGGGCAACGGUAUCUACACUUCAGCCUACCCUUUGCAUGAUGGUGAUAUUGAUGACGUCCAUGCUGAAGUAAAUGACAGAAAGAUCUUAUAUGAAGAGUGGGCGAGUUACAGCAUAUUCUACAAGUAUCAACCCAUCGGACUUAUCAGGAAGUAUUUUGGUGAGAAAGUGGGCCUGUACUUUGCCUGGCUGGGUGUGUACACUCAGAUGCUCAUCCCAGCAGCCAUUGUGGGUGUGAUCGUCUUCCUGUACGGCUGCGCUACUGUGGACGACAACAUCCCCAGUAUGGAGAUCUGCGACGAGAGAAACAACAUCACCAUGUGCCCAAUGUGCGACCGGGCCUGCAGCUACUGGAAACUGGUUACGGCUUGCGGCACAGCCAGAGCCAGCCACCUGUUCGACAACGCGGCCACCGUCUUCUUCGCCAUAUUCAUGGCACUAUGGGCCGCCAUGUUUAUGGAGCACUGGAAGAGACGACAAGUGAGGCUCAACUACCUCUGGGACCUGACGGGCUUUGAGGACACAGAGGGGAAACAAAAGAGUCAUCCGAGAGCGGAGUAUGAGUUUCAUGUCAUGAAGAAGUCAUUGAGGAAGGAAAAAUCUCCAAAGACAGGGAAUGUGAAGCUGACAUGCACCGACAGAAUGCCAGCUUACAUGACCAUCAUCAUCACCAUGAUUUUUCUGAUCUGUGUGACCUUGGCCAUCGUGUUUGGUGUGGUGCUAUACAGGGUCUCUAUUAUGACUGCCCUUCAUAUGAGUUCCACUCCUACAUUCCGCUCUAAUAUACGGGCCACCGUUAAGACCACCGGCGCCAUCAUCAACCUCAUUAUCAUCAUCAUCAUGGAUGAAGUCUACGGAGCAGUUGCACGUUGGCUCACUAUUAUGGAGGUCCCAAAAACUGACAAGAGUUUUGAGGAGAGGCUGAUCUUCAAGACAUUCGUAUUGAAGUUUGCGAAUGCAUUUACUCCUAUUGUGUACCUGGCGUUCUUCAGAGGCAGACUCAUUGGACGUCCUGGCAAAUAUAUCUACGUUAUGGGAUCUUACCGAAUGGAAGAGUGCGCUCAUGCCGGCUGUCUGAUGGAACUGUGCAUUCAGCUGUGCAUCACUAUGCUUGGCAAACAGCUCAUCCAGAAUAACCUGUUUGAGAUUGGCGUUCCGAAAAUCAAGAAGCUGCUCCGACAACGCAAGAUUGACCCAAAGCACCAGGAAGAGCUGAACAAAACGCUUCAUCGCCAUGAGAAGGACCACUUCCUAGGGCCCUUUGUCGGACUCAACCCAGAGUACAUGGAAAUGAUCAUUCAGUUCGGGAUGGUGACCUUAUUCGUGGCCUCUUUUCCACUGGCUCCUCUCUUUGCUCUGCUCAACAACAUCAUUGAGAUCCGCCUUGAUGCCAAAAAGUUUGUCACGGAGCUGAGAAGGCCAAUCGCUGUAAGAGCAAAGGACAUCGGAAUCUGGUACACUCUUCUCAGAGGACUCAGCAAAGUGGCCGUCAUCGUCAAUGCGUUUGUGAUCUCGUUCACCUCUGACUUCAUCCCGCGGCUGGUCUAUCAGUAUAUGUACAGUCCAGACGGGACCCUUCAUGGCUUUGUCAAUCACACGCUCUCGUAUUUUAACGUCACUCACUUCCAGCCUGGCACAGAGCCCAUGGAGCCUAUGCACCUGGGAUACCGAGUGGACACGUGCAGAUAUAAAGAUUACAGGGAUCCUCCAUGGUCGGACACACCAUACGAGUUCUCAAGAGAAUUCUGGGCUAUUCUGGCAGCCCGCUUUGCUUUCGUAAUUCUCUUUCAGAAUGUGGUGAUGCUGAUGAGUGACUUCGUGGACUGGCUCAUCCCAGACAUCCCCAAAGACAUCAGCUUGAAAAUCCACAAGGAGAGGAACCUCAUCAUUGAGUUGUUUAUGAAGCGGGAACAGGGAAAGAAGUACAGGAACACCAUGAAUGACCCGAGCCCACAACCGCUCCGCUCGCGGCCCAGUUCACAAGCGUAAUUCCGCAGUCUGAGACCAGGCGCUGCAUUCACUCAGUCCGGCCACCCGCUCGGACAGACUCGGCCUUUAGGACCACCGCUGACAGGAGCAAAGAAUGUUACACGGUUGCCAAAUUAUUCGCAAACAAACAAACAAACAAAAAAAAACAUCACGACAAGAAAAAAACUUUUUGUUUUCUUUUAUCUGAAUGAAACUCUCUCUUUCUCUCUCUCUCUCUCUCUCUCUCUCUUGGAUCUUUUUCUAUCCGCUAUAUGCAACUCCUGCAGGUAGGUUUGUUUUGGAAAGAGGGCUUUUGUAUCAUUUUAUUUGUUGACUGACGAAUAUUGUAUGUUUGGUGAAGCGUCGCCGCUUUAACGUUUAUAGAUAGCUAACGAGCAUUUUAUUUGAAGAUACGAUGCUUUUAAAUGACUUUUAACACUGACAAUACAUGACAAUGUAACGUUUACGUUAUUAUUAGGAUAGGAUCUGGCAACCAACUCAUUUAAAGUGCUUUUUAAAAUAAUUUAUAUCAAACAUUUCAUUCAGAAUAUUUCUGGUCAAGUGAAAUAGCAAUGCGGUUUUCAUUUUUAGGUACUAAAGUAGGCUAGUUCUGUUAUUUGACUGUCUGUUUAGCAUUUAGCUGUCUAUUUAUAGCCUAUAGACAUACAACACUACAAAUAUAUCAAAGUAUCUACAACUGGGACUAUUUUAUUAUUAUUAUUAUUAUUAUUAUUAUUAUUAUUAUUAUUAUUAUUAUUAUUACAUGCGGUAGAGUGAUUUUGACGAGCGAUCUCUAGGAUUUUUUGCCAGCAUGCAAACGCUUGGUUUUUAGGUUGUGCUGAGGAAGAGUACGCUAUAUAUAUAUAUA